Triticum turgidum subsp. durum (durum wheat) is the source of this 783-nucleotide messenger RNA. NCBI's taxonomy places the organism in Eukaryota, Viridiplantae, Streptophyta, Magnoliopsida, Poales, Poaceae. The record is from the annotation of a GenBank genome assembly.
AUGGAGCGGCUCGCCGGAGCCGCCGUCGCCUCCUGCAUGAUCUUGCUCCUCCUGCUCGUCCCCUGCGCCCAGUUCCAGGGGCAACCACCCGAGGCGCCGGAGGAGGCUUGGGCCGAGGGGCAACCACCGGAGGCGUUGGAGGACGCUUUGACGAUGCUCUUGUCCGAGGGCGGGUGCGGCGCCUUCGCCGCCCUCGUCGCCAGGACGGCCGGCGUGGGCGACACGUUCCGCGAGCAGAUCGGCAGCGACCUGGGGCUCACCAUUCUCUGCCCUGACGACGAGGCGGUGGGGGCGUUCGUCCCGAGGUUCCAUAGCCUCACUGUCGACGAGCAGGCCGGGCUCCUCCUGUACCACGGGCUGAGGAUGGCUUACUCCGAGGAGCUGCACGGCCGGGUCUACUGGUUGUGGGAGGUGUUGACGCUUGAUGGGGAGCAGACACUCAUCAUCAAUCACUACAGAGGCAGGGCGAUACUUUCUCCGUGGCCGCCGUCGUCACAGAACGAGGCCAGGAUCACCAAGACUGUCGUCGAUGACGACCAUCUUGCCGUCUACCUCAUCGACGCCGUGCUGAUUCCGACAGAGUCGAAGAAGCCUGACUUCUUCUGGGACUUUUUGGGACCUUUCCUGCUUGUUAUCGCUGGGCUCCUGGCGCUAUUCUUGCUGUGGCAUGCGCUUGUAUAUCUUUGUUCUCUUGUGUGCCGGCUCAGAAGAUGGUGCAAGGAUCGCGCUACUGCCUAUGUUUCGGCCGCCCGUGUCAAUCCACAUGGGCAACAAGAACAUUAG